This is a messenger RNA of Linum trigynum, 3915 nucleotides long. The record is from the annotation of a GenBank genome assembly. NCBI's taxonomy places the organism in Eukaryota, Viridiplantae, Streptophyta, Magnoliopsida, Malpighiales, Linaceae.
CCCACUGGCGGCAUACCUUCACCAUAGCAAAGCUGGAGACGAUGCUGCAGACCACACAAACAAGUUAAUCCCCAUAGAUUAAAUUCCUCCCAAACCUUAGAACUACUCUUUCUGUUGCUAAUAAUGUGGGACGUGCCUAGCUUUCUGUUGCUAGUGCGAUGUUUUAUUGACGAAUCAAUUUAUUCCUUCGUAUCUUCGGCACCGACUACUCGUGAUGCUUGCCUAGCUUUCUGUUGCUAGUGCGAUGUUUUAUUGACGAAUCAAUUUAUUCCUUCGUAUCUUCGGCACCGACUACUCGUGAUGCUUGGUUAACGCUAGAGAAACUGUAUGCUAGCAAUGCCCAGUCUCGUAUUAUUCAUUUGAAAGGGAAACUCGCAAGAUUGUCAGAGGAAAUCGAGAUGUUCUCGAUUUUGUUAAUGAUCUCAAGAGUACUGCUGCUGAACUCGCCCUUAUUGGCGAACCGGUGAAGGAUCUUGAUCUGGUGGUGCACUGUCUAUGAGGGCUAGGAGAGGAAUAUAAGUCGUUCUCUGCCUCCGUCCGUGCUCGCGGUCCAGGCCUCACACUGGAGGACCUUGUUGAUACUCUGGUCGAAUAUGAAGCUGAUUUGAAGACUCUGCAACCCACGGUGGUUCCCACCGCAUUCUAUACUCAAGGGCAGAGGUCCGGCGGUGGCCCCUCUUUUCUUCGCUCGCCUCGCGAUGCGCAGCAGCAACCCUACAUGGACUUCUCUUCCGCCCGCUCUCUACCUGGUCAACUCCAGCGGGCCUCAGCCCCAUCUUCCCAUUAUUAUACAGGGCUGACCUCCCCUCGUGAUUCCUCAACAACACCUCAGCGCCGGGCCCGCUUAAUUUGCCAGUUUUGUGAAAAGUUGGGGCACACUGUUAGGCAGUGUUUCCAGCUCUUUCCCCAGGCCCGCCAGGCCCAUCUCCAACAGCGUCAGGCUCAACCUCAGGCCCAUGCCACGAUCUCUCGGCCCUCUUUUGCUCCAUCUGCUCCAAUUCAGCCAUCUCCCACUCCAUGGCUUAUGGAUUCUACGGCUGCUCAUCACGUCACGGUGGAUCUUGGCAACCUUUCUUUAUAUUCGGAUUAUGCUGGUCCCGAUGAAAUAAUUAUUGGCAAUGGCUCAGGUUUGCGGAUUAGCCAUAUUGGCUCUUCUCAUCUCUCUGCUGGUUCCCGUUCACUUUCUCUUCAUGAUGUUUUACAUGUGCCUGCGAUCAAAAAGCAUCUUAUCUCUGUGGCUCAAUUAUGUCGUACUAAUCUAGUGUCCGUGGAAUUUUUUGCCACAUAUUUUGUUGUGAAGGAUCGUCGCACGGGGGUGCAGCUGAUGAGAGGGGAAAACAAAGGUGAUGUGUAUGAGUUGCCGCCUGAGACUGCACCAGUUCGUAUGGCGCUAGUCACCACUUGCACUUCCACAAAUUCAUGGUGUCGCAACCGCCCCUUGAGAUCAGGCGUACUGCUCGCGAUUCGCUCGGAGUCGCCAUCGACCUUACUUGGAGUGGAUCGAACACUCAUUUGGCCCGGUCUCGACCUUAGGGUCGAAAUCGAUAUUUGGUCUGCGAAUUUUUGAGAUUUGGGUUCGGGAGUACGGUUACAUGUGGGAAAGUGUAUUCACACCCCACAAUGCCCAAAAUUGGUACUACUUAAAUCGAUAAGUUUUUAAGGGUUAGAUGUAUUAUUAUUUGUGGCUUUAUUGAUGUAUUUUAAUUUUAUGAUUCGAUUAAUUAUGUGUUUGUUAUUAAUAUUUGAUCAUACGUCUAUUGACGCAAUUCUCAAAAUUAAAAUAAGAGAUUUUGGUUAGUUGGACUCAAACCUAUUGGUUGCCUACGUACCCGAGUAGUCGGGAUCAAAGUCCACGUAGUUCGUUGUCGAUAUUUAUGAAAUGAUCUUAACACGUUCUAUUCAUCGUGAUUUAUGAAAUGUAUUUGAUGAUUAAUCUUGGUAGUAUAAAUUGCCAUAUGUGGUAAAUAGAUUUAAAGUGGCAAAAAAAUAAUUAAUUAUUAAGCAAAAAUGUUUUAAUUGAGAAUUAAUAGGGGAUUAGUUGCAACUGAUCGUGGGGUUGCUUCUAAAAACGAAAAUGGGGCCUUGGAAACUCCUUCCUCCUCCUGACCUCCUCUAGUUUUCUCUGGAAACCAAAACGAACCAUAGGGAAGAAAAGAAACGAACUCCUCUUCCUUGCUUUCCUCCCUCGCUUCUCUUUCCCAGAUACGAAAAUCUUCAUAUCGGAUCUGCUUCCUUCUCGUUAAUACUCUCAACUUCUACUUCUUACCCCUAUCCCGUGUUCUUUCUGGAAAUCGAGAAAACCCCCAAAAAGAAAACGACGAUGAUGCUCCGAAUAGCCCUCAAAUCGACGAUAAGUCAAGAUUCGAGGCUUGAAUGUUCAUUUUCAUGGUUUGAUUCUGAUUUUUGCUGGGAUUCUGAACUAUUUUUUCGUUUUCUUGGUUCUGUUUACGGAUGAGGGGAGAAUAAGAGGUCAACGUCGGCAAACUCUGCUGACGCGGUGGAGGCAGCUCAAAUCGUGAGUUUUUGUUUCUGUCCUAGGUAUAUAUUGUUUCUGAUGGGAUUCUAAUUUUUUUGGGGGAUUUUGUUGGUUUCGAUCAUGGACGAGGGAAAGAAGCAGCGGGAACGGAAGGAAGAAGAGGGUCGCCGCCCGCAUCUUUGUUUUUUACCGGCGGCGGCGACAAUGACAAGAGGUGGACUUUUGUUUUGGUAAGUUUUUGGGAUUGGAUAAUUGAUAUUUGCUUGUUUGAGAUAUGAGGGCUAAUUUUUUUUUAUGAAUUGGAGAAAUUGGGUUCAUUUGUGGUUAUGAAUCCUGAAAUUGGAGAUGGGGAUUUGCUUAUGGGAUUGGGGUUGUUCAUGGUGGUUGGUUUCUGAAAAUUGUGUGGUAUUUAUGAAUGGAUUUGCUUCUGUUUUUGGGGAGGUUAGGAAAGUUUGUGUUGGAUGGCGGAAGUUUGGAUUAAAAGAAGACGCACUUAAAACAUAGAAAGGUAUUUCAAAUACCUUCCUAAAAUUGAGUCUAAUGCUUGUUUUUUAAGGGAAGGUAGAAGUGAGAUGGUAAAAGAUGACGACGAUGGUGGUGAUAUUGGUUUUGGUUUAGUGUUCAAAGCCUUACAUAUAUAGAUAGAUAGAAGUGAUUGCGAAUGAAGAUAAUGAUGAUAGUUAUAGGAUUGAGAUUUGGUAUUACCAACCGUUGGUUGUUUGUAGCGCUUGGAAAUGAGUCUGGCUUUUGUCGUUGGCUCCCAUGCUCUUGCUUCACUUUCAUCCAAUUCUACAGCUACUCGGCUCCUGUCUUUUGUGUUUUAGCUUCUGUUUGUUCUUUCUUUUUCGCUGGGAUUGGUGGUGUGCUUGGAAGGGACAGAGGUGAAGAAGUCUUCAGUCCCCUUUCUGUAUGUGUAUGGCUAAAGAAGAAAGAAGUGGAAAUGAACUCUUUUUUGCAUCUUUUUGUUGUCUUCUAUCUCUGUUUUCUUUCCUUUUUGGGCUUCAUUUGGUGGCUGGAAUUUUGAACGAGAAGGAGAAAGAGGAAGAACAAGAAGAGAAAAAGAAGAAACAGAAGGAAGAUUAUAAUUUUGGUCGCCUGUAUAGAGGGAAAGGAAAAUUGCUAGCAGGAGAAGAAAGUAAGUCCCAAUUCCCCCUUUCUGAAAGAGCAAAAUGGUUCUUUUUAUAGGGAAAUGGUGGCUUGGGGAGCAAGUAUGCUACAGUACCGGGUUAGGUUAGACCAGGUUUGGGUUGUCGGUUAGACCAGGUCUGGCUGUGUGGUUUUGACUUUGGCUUGGAAACGAGUUGACUUUGGUUGACUUUGCACUUUGACUUGGGUUUUGUACUUGACCUAACAACUAUGUAAGUUUUAUUUUGUAUUUGUAAUGUAAUUGUAAUGUAAUUAUCAUUUAUUGAGACUAUUAAUGAAUGCUUUAUUUUUAU